AUGCCACCGACUGAGAGCUACGACGCUGGUCAAGUUCCUGCAUACAACGUGAAGUUGAAGGAGGCUCGCAAUUCGGAAUCAUUCACGACAAUGUUUCCUUCCGAGGACGGCCGAUGGGGCGAGCAAAAUCAGGGCGACCCGGUUUCCCACCAUGUCGCCAUGGAGGAGUUUGGAGUGAUGCGAAGGGAGUUGAGUCGCCAGAGUUUGGGUCAAACUCGUUCAGGAACUGCAGCCCAUCAAACUUCUUCCCGAAUGAGUCAGCACCAGGACGACGAGGAAGCUUUAGGAGAACGUUCAGGGUCAUUUGAUCUUCCCGACUUCCUAGAAGGUGGCCAGCUCGAGAGGCGCACGACUAUGGGAGGAGCGGGGAAGGGAAUUAGUGUGGCAUUCAAAAAUGUCACCGUGAAGGGCGUUGUCACUGGCGCUUCCUUUGUGAGGUCAUUUCCAGACGCGGUUGUUGGCACAUUUGGGCCGGAUCUUUACCGUCUGAUAACCCGUUUCGUCCCACAACUGCACAUUGGCAGGAAGCCGCCUGUGAGGGAUAUCAUCCACGAUUUCAACGGAAUUCUGAACCACGGUGAGAUAAUGCUCGUCCUUAGGCGGCCCGGAGCAGGCUGUUCCACCUUUCUUAAGGCCAUCGCCAACCACAGGGGUACAUUUGCCGCAGUUGACGGUGAUAUCUCCUAUGGUGGAAUUUCGGCUGAAGAGCAGAGGAAGCACUUCCGAGGAGAAAUCAGCUACCACCCAGAGGACGACCAACACUUCCCUAUUCUCACAGUCUGGCAGACCUUGAAGUUUUCUCUACUGCAUAAGACACGGAAGAACGAUAGCCACACCAUACCCAUCGUCAUUAGUUCACUUUUAAAGAUGUUUGGAAUUUUGCAUACGAAGGAUACCUUCGUCAGCAAUGAAUUUGUCCGUGGUGUGUCUGGGGGAGAGAGAAAACGUGUCAGUAUUGCAGAGACCUUGAUUGCUAAGUCAACGGUUGUCUGCUGGGAUAACUCGACAAGAGGUUUGGAUGCGAGCACCGCUAUUGACUAUGCCAAAUCCCUGCGAGUUAUGACGGAUAUCAGCAGGCGUACAACUUUUGUUACCCUUUACCAAGUUAGCGAGAGUAUCUACGAACUGAUGGAUAAGGUUAUGGUCAUUGAUUCUGGCCGCAUGCUCUACCAGGGGCCAGCAAACAAGGCCAAGCAAUAUUUUGUUGACCUCGGCUUCCAUUGUCCUGAGCAUUCUACCACAGCCGACUUCUUGACUGAGAUCUGCGACCCUGCCUCACGCCAGUACCAGCCAGGCCGUGAAGCUUCCACUCCCAAAACUGUCGAGGAAUUUGAAGCCGUCUUCAGAAAUAGUGGUAUAUACAAGGCGCUGCUGGAAACAGUCGACAAGCAUUUCCAAGACAGCAACAGCACCGAUGCGCUUCGAUUUCAAAAGACUGUUGCCAAAUCAAAGAGCAAGAGAGUCUCGGAAAACUCCAGCUACACAAUUUCUCUGCCCCGGCAGGUCGCCGCAUGUGUGAAACGCGAGUUUUGGCUCAUCAUGGGUGACAAGACCUCGCUGUACACCAAAUACUUCAGCAUAAUCACCAAUGCUCUUGUCGUCUCCUCCAUGUUCUAUGGACAGCCUUUGGAUACUAGUGGCGCAUUCUCCCGCUGUGGUGCUAUAUUUUUCUCUCUCUUCUUCUUCAGUUGGGUCCAGUUGGCAGAGUUGAUGCCCGCAGUCCAGGGUAGAAUCAUAGGUGCCCGGCACGAAGAAUAUGCUUUCUACCGCCCAUCAGCCGUCACGAUCGCCCGAUUUAUCAUCGAUAUACCAUCCAUUUUUUGCAUGGUCGUGCCAUUUUCCCUCAUUAUGUACUUCAUGACAGGUCUUGAUGUCUCGGUUUCCAAGUUCUUCAUAUUCUUUCUCUUUGUGUACUCGACAACUUACUGCGUCACAUCAAUGUUCCGCAUGUUCGCUUCCCUCUCCCCAUCAUUUGACGACGCGAUCCGAUUCUCCGGCUUGGCGCUUAACCUGCUCUUCAUCUUCAUGGGGUAUGUUAUCCCGAAGUCAACUCUCAUCAACGACUCGAUCUGGUUUGGCUGGUUAAUUUACCUGAACCCAAUGUCCUACUCUUAUGAGGCUGUCCUGGCGAGCGAGUUCUCUGAUCGAACUAUGGAGUGUGCUCCGUCGCAGCUUAUUCCCCAAGGUCCUGGCAUCGAUCCGAGAUAUCAAGGUUGUGCCUUGACAGGAUCUCAGAUCGGAAGCGCGGAUAUUUCUGGCGCUACUUACCUGAAAGAGUCGUUCCAGUUCACACGAUCAAACUUAUGGCGGAACUUUGGCGUUGUGAUUGCUUUUACAGCCUUGUACAUGAUAGUCACCGUCAUCGCUUCCGAGACCCUAUCGUUCGUGGGCGGUGGCGGUGGUGCAUUGAUGUUCAAGAAAUCAAAGCGUACGAAGCGGGCCGCUGCCCAAGCUGUUAGCGGCGGCGACGAAGAGAAAACUCAGAAGCCCGGGACUACUUCUGUGCUAUCGAAUGGACAACCACAAUCAUCCGGAAGUGACAAAUCCGUCAGGCGCCUCUUAGACGACGAUCGAGUUUUCACUUGGACUGACGUCGAAUACACCGUGCCCAUUGGUAAUGGGACAGCAAGAAAGUUACUUAAUGGUGUUAGCGGGUAUGCAAAGCCUGGAGUUAUGAUCGCACUAAUGGGUGCAUCCGGAGCUGGCAAGACUACCUUGCUCAAUACACUCUCCCAGCGUCAGUCCAUGGGGAUUGUGGGUGGAGAGAUGCAAGUGAACGGACAUCCGCUGGGUCCUUAUUUUCAACGAGAGGCUGGUUUUUGUGAGCAAAUGGACUUUCAUGAUACUACUGCGACAAUCUAUGAAGCUCUUGUGUUUUCUGCCAUUCUUCGACAGGACCGGAAUAUCCCACGGGAAGAGAAAAUUGCCUAUGUUGACCAGGUUAUCGACUUGCUUGAACUGGGGGAGAUUCGAGAUGCCAUCAUUGGCUCUUUGAACAUUGAACAGAAGAAACGGGUUACUAUUGGUGUUGAACUGGCUGCUAAGCCUAGCUUUUUACUCUUUUUGGAUGAGCCCACCAGUGGACUUGACAGUCAGGCCGCCAUUUCCAUCGUGCGAUUUUUGAAAAAGCUUUCCCAAGCUGGCCAGGCUAUUGUCUGUACGAUUCAUCAGCCCUCAUUCAUGCUGAUUCAGCAGUUUGACAUGAUACUCGCACUUAACCCCGGCGGUAACACCUUCUAUUUUGGUCCCAUUGGCCGGGAUGGUGCUACUGUGGCCAAGUACUUUGCAGAUCGUGGUGUUGCGCCGCCUCCCUCCAAGAAUAUUGCUGAAUUCAUUCUCGAAACUGCGGCUAAGAUCACUGUCAAAGAAGAUGGCACGUCGAUAGACUGGGAUGAGCAAUGGAAGAAUUCUACCGAGAAUCGUGCUCUGCUUGAUGAGAUUCGCCAGAUCCGCGAGGAACGCCGAAAGAUUCCCCUCCCAGGUGUAGGGAUUCAGCACGAAUUUGCUGCGCCUACAUCCUUGCAGACCAUCAUGCUGACGAAGAGGCUAUUCCGCAAUUAUUGGCGUGAUCCAUCAUACUACUAUGGUAAACUGUUUCUCAGCGCCCUCAUUGGUAUCUUCAAUGGAUUCAAUCGCAUGUUCUCUGCUUUUCUCAUUGUCCUCCUUCCAGCAAUUGUGGUCAACUCUGUUAUACCCAAAUUCUAUAUGAACCGCGCACUUUGGGAGUUCCGCGAGCAUCCCUCGCGCAUAUAUGGCUGGUUUGCAUUCUGCACUGCCAACAUAAUCUGCGAGAUUCCUGCCGCAAUUGUCACGGGCCUUGUCUACUGGCUCUUUUGGUACUUUCCUGUUGGCUAUCCCACCGAUUCCGGAACUGCAGGCUAUACCUUCCUGAUGACAAUGCUGUUCUUCCUGUUCCAAGCCAGCUGGGGCCAAUGGAUCUGCGCCUUUGCUCCAUCUUUCACAGUGAUCUCCAAUGUCCUGUCUAUAUUCUUUGUUGCAUUCAAUUUGUUCAACGGCAUCAUGCGACAAUAUGCUUCCUACCCUGUAUUCUGGAAAUACUGGCUAUACUACCUCAACCCAGUAACAUGGUGGAUGCGCGGCAUUCUUGCUGCUGUCCUGCCCGCUGCGAAAAUCGUGUGCACCUCUGCUGAAGCCACGCACUUUGACCCCCCGCCAGGAAGCACCUGUGGCGAAUAUGCAGGACCCUUUGUCGAUACGGCUGGGGUGGGCUAUCUGGCCAACGUUGACGCAACGGUGGAUUGCCAAUACUGCCCCUUCAAAGAUGGGCUGAGGAUCCGACGAUGGUCCUUUGGACUAUGGAUUGUGUUUGGCCUGGGGGAUAAGGUGUAUUUCGUUGCAUACGGCUGCCUUGCUACCUUCUAUGUGUUUUCUUAA
Cordyceps fumosorosea ARSEF 2679 is the source of this 4395-nucleotide messenger RNA. RefSeq names its product ABC transporter. Gene Ontology annotation, cellular component: membrane. The coding region runs from base 1 to 4395 and encodes 1464 amino acids. The record is from RefSeq and is a predicted model, not a curated record. Gene Ontology annotation, molecular function: ATP hydrolysis activity; ABC-type transporter activity; ATP binding. Gene Ontology annotation, biological process: transmembrane transport. The transcript is spliced from 5 exons. Lineage: Eukaryota; Fungi; Ascomycota; Sordariomycetes; Hypocreales; Cordycipitaceae.